GUCUGAGACUGUGAAACAAGUCCUAAGUUGGCAUCUUCCUUCACUUCCUACUCUUUGUAUUCUUCUUCUUCAGUAAUUAUGUCUGUCGUUGUUGAUUUCGGAUACCAGCACCUUGCGGAGAGGCUCUCCGUGGGUCUUGCUGUCAUUUUCUUUGCCUAUCUUGUAAAGAUUUUCUCUGCAUUUACCAACCCUUCUAAGACUGCUAAGGUUCCUGAACCUCCUGCAGUUACAGCAACAAUACCUAUCCCUUUCCUAGGACAUACUAUCGGAUUAAUGCGUCAUGGAGCGGAAUAUUUCACGAAACUUUCCAAAUCCGCGCCUGCGCCUAUCAUGAAACUUAUAAUGCCUGGUACUAGUCUUUAUGUUGUUACAGCACCCGAAGCAGUUCAGGCAGCCUAUCGUGACCAAAAAUUGUCACUUCUCAGUCUUUCUCUUAUGUUCCUUCAUCGUGUUGGUGGAUCUACUGCCGACUUUAUGAACCAAUUACUAGGCGAAGCCCGCCUUAGCUUAACCGAAAACUACUGGCAUGAUAUGAACAAGGUCGUUCGUGAUCAGCUUGCUGGUGGUGAGCCUCUCCGACAGAUGAACUCCCGAGUUCUCGAAGGAUUCUUUAACGUCAUCAACGGUGUCAAGUCCGAUGUUGUUGUUGAUGAUUUCUACCAGUGGGUAUGGCGCAGUUUGUUCAAGGCUAAGACCAAUGCCUUGUACGGUGACCACAACCCGUUCAAGAAUGAGACUCUCAUUGAUCAGUACUGGGCUUUUGAAGAGGAUCACCUUAACCUCAUGUUCCGACCCAUGCCCAACAUCUUUGCGAAAGCCGCAUACCAAGGCCGAGCCGCUGUUCUUACUGCCUUCCGUGAAUUCUCUAAAUACUAUUCUACAAGAGACAUGAACGACGACGUCAGCAGCUUGAUUCGAAACCGCACCAUUGUUAACAAGAAAUGGGAUAUUGACCACGAUGGUGUCGCCGCAACUGAACUUUCACUACUCUAUGGUUCCACCGCUAACGCCAUCCCCACAUUUUACUGGAUGCUCAUCUACAUUUUCCAAGAUGCAACUCUACUAGAAGCUCUAAGACAGGAAGUGCGCCCUAUUGUCAGCGUUGGCGAAGACGGUGUAUCCACUGUAGACACAACUCAGCUAUCAACCUGCCCUCUCCUUAAGUCGACAUACCAGGAAACUCUACGCAUGAUUAGCAGACACCCUGGUGCCCGCAUCGUUGAGGAAGACACUACUCUUAGCUUCUCGGUCAACGGCUCAGACAAGAAGACGGUAUACCGCCUAAAGAAGGGUUCCGUAGUCCAAAUGCCUGCUGGUCUUCUACACAGAUCUGAGCAAACCUGGGGUGAUGAUGCCAAUGAAUUCAACGGUUUCAGAUUCCUAGGAGGUACCUCUACUGACAAGGCCACUGAGAAGAUGCGCAAGAACGCGUACAUUCCUUUGGGUGGUGGCAAGCACCUUUGCCCUGGUCGCCAUCUAAGCUACACUGAAAUCCUAGGAUCGGUUGUUGCAUUGAUCACAGGAUUUGAAAUCACCGGUGCUGAAAAUGCCCUCAAAAUACCAAACCAGGUCCACCAAUUUGGCCUCGGAAUUGUCAAGCCUGACACUAAAGAUGAUCUACGAAUACGCAUACGUCCUCGUAACGGUUGGGAGGACAAGACCUGGGACUUUAACGCCUGAUUCCUUUAUUUUGUUUUUUUUUUUUUACUAUAGAUUUGUCACAUUAUCUGUCGGAUGCAUAUUUUCUUGUUUGUCACAGUAUACCCGUUAGUCAUUUGGAACAGGAAAAAAGGGGGAUCAUGCAUGCAUUGGGACUGGAGGGAAGGCCCCGGGACAUUAUUUUUUUUUCUCUAAUGCUGUAUUCAAAAUGUGUUCACUGGAUCACAUCUGUACCCGUAGCUAUGAUGUCGACGUUGUCGCUUCUUUUCUCAGUAUAUUCAACUUUACUCAGCGCGGAGCGCGUAUUUAGAUCGACAUAGCUUUAGCCG
Molecule: messenger RNA, 1988 nt
Organism: Hypoxylon trugodes
Lineage: Eukaryota; Fungi; Ascomycota; Sordariomycetes; Xylariales; Hypoxylaceae
Product: cytochrome P450
Exons: 3
Coding region: 79-1680 (533 amino acids)
Molecular function (GO): iron ion binding; monooxygenase activity; heme binding
Source: RefSeq, a predicted model, not a curated record